Molecule: messenger RNA, 3529 nt
Organism: Coccinella septempunctata (seven-spotted ladybird)
Lineage: Eukaryota; Metazoa; Arthropoda; Insecta; Coleoptera; Coccinellidae
Exons: 13
Coding region: 344-3427 (1027 amino acids)
Cellular component (GO): cytoplasm; plasma membrane
Molecular function (GO): protein binding
Source: RefSeq, a predicted model, not a curated record
CAGAGUCGUAUCCACCAUGUGUUAAUUUUAGAAGCAGCGAGGAAGAGAAUUAAAUGAAGCUGAGGUAACACUGCGUUGGUAUCUUCGUCAGUCUCAUACCAUUCUUAGAACAGUGCGGGAUGUUUUAAUUGUUUGUUAGUGGAUUGAAUCAUUGUCAUCAAUAUUAAGAAAUGUGACCUGUGAUUUUUUUUUUGGAAAAUAUUAAAUGAAGUGAAUGCGAAGAAUGUCAUUUUGUUGUGUUUUCAGUUUGAACCUGUGAUUCUGCUUUCUAUAUCGGAGGAUUUCAUGGUACAGUGUAUUGGUGGAUUUCUUCGGAAUCUUAUCAGUUUUGUUGAGAGUGGUGAUGAAGAAGUUGUACGCAAAAAUCAAUAAUAAACUCACGUCGCGUCAAAAGAGCCCAAACAAUCCCAGAAAAUCGGGAUUCUAUGAUGUUCAGGAAGCCGAGAAAGAGUAUGAAAUUAGCAGGAGUAUUCCGAACGGUGUUUUCAUGAACGAUAGCUUCAGUGAGGACGACUCAAAAUUUGAGGAUGCUAGAACUUCAAUGGUUGACUCUGUGACUGAAGAGGGUGAGGAUGACGAUGAUCGAGUUUACGUCGAUAUCGAUUUAAAGAAGAAGGAUGAUGAACCGUUUGAGAUGGAAACAUCAGAAUAUGAUGUACCUCGUAUAAGCUUCAAGUUUUUCGAAAAACAUGUGCGACAUAAGCAGCAGGAUCAAGACAAUACCUAUGAAAAUGUUGCUGGAGAAACAGGCGAACAUCCUAGACACUCUACCCCUAUUCCAGUUAUUUCAGUAACUUCGGCCGAUGAGUCUGCAGUUUCGAAAGAUAAGCCAUCCACUCCAGUACCUCGUUUGAGGAGCGAAGUCAAGAUCAUAAUGACAGCCGUAGAUAUAGAUAUUGGCGAAGGAGACACCGCAGAAUGUCACGUAGAGGAGCUGAAGGGAGUGGAAAAACUGGAACAGAGUAAGUCAAGAAGCGUCUCCCAGGAAUUUGUGAGCACAACAUCAAUAGAGUUCAGCAAAUCUCUUGUCAAGCCACAAUUCUCUUUGAAGAAAUGCGAGAGCUUCCCAAGCGUUCUUAGGAAUAUUAGGGAUGACGAAGACGACGAGGAGAAUUUUUACAAAGUCCCUAGAUGUCUCAAAAGGAACAGAUUGUCACAAUCGCUCAAAGAUUUCGAAGCCGAGGACAAUGAUUUGGCGACGAGAAUUUCAAGUGCUUCCAGUGUUGAUUGCCUCUCAAUCUCCCGUACAUGUCCCAUUCCUAAUCGAACUGAGUGCUCGUCUGAACCAAGUAAGGGUUAUGCCAGUGAGGAAACCAUCCAUAGAAAAAGGAAAAAUCUGAAGAGUUUCCUAAGAAAACCACGCGAUAGACUGCAAGUUUUGAAAACCAGAUUCAAUAAUAUGAUGAACGACCAAGCAGCUCUUCAGAGGGUUGGAGCUUUUGAAGAUAAGCCCAAACUGACGAUUAAUUUCGACGGAGUGCUAAAAAAUUCCAGGAUGAAGUGUAAAGAUAUGAUCAAAAGCACCGGUAAAUUUUUCCAUAAAAGAAGGAGUUCCACAAACAGCUCUACGAUGAAUUCCGUGGAGGAUCUGACAAAAAUUUCGUGCACUCCGGUAAGGACAGAACUGAAAGCUAGUGAUAUCGAGUAUAAAUUGAACACAAGUGACCAUAGUGAAAAUCGAUGUAGUGAUAAGGAAAACGAUGAACCUAAUACCUCAACGGAAGGCGCAGCUGAUCAUGGUUUGAUUAGAUCGAAGUUUGGAAAAAUAUGUAGCCCAGUUUCAGUGAAGGGACAAAAUGGAUUCGAGGAUUUACGGAGAUACGUCAAAAAUGGAAGUGACUUCUGCAAAGAGUUGGCAACAAUACUUCAAGACAGGGCGGAAGCUGAAACGGCUUAUGCGAAGAGCCUUUCAAAAUUAAGCGUGAAACUCACAAGGGUGUGCCGAGAUGGUGUUGGAACAUUAAACGAGGGCUGGAAAGCAGUUGCUCAAGAAUUGGAAGCACGUGCUGAGAGCCACCGUGUUUUGAGCUCGGCUCUUUUGGAGGAAUCGGCAAAGCCUUUAAAAUCGAUGUCGGAGGGCCAACAGAAAUGCAGAAAACAAGCGGAAAGUGCUGUAGAUAGGGCUGCGAAAUCUCUGGGUGAUUUGAGACAAAGCGAAGGAAAAUACAAGAAAAAUAGCCAUAUUUGCGCGAGGGAAAAUGAGAAACUGCAAGACGCUGCUCUAAUAGACAAUACAAGGUUAUCGAGAAGUACUAGUUUGAUUCAUCUAGGAAACAUUCAAAAAAUUCCUUCGGAAAGAGAUAAUGCAAAGUUGGAACUCAAAAGGCGUAAAGCAGAAGAAAAUACUAAGAAAGCUGAUAUUGAAUAUUACGAGACAUGUGUUAAAGCAGAGAGAACAAGACUUGAAUGGGAAUCAGCGGUGCUUAGAGGUGUCGACACAUUUCAAUCUUUGGAAGAAGAAAGGCUGAACUGUUUAAAGAAUGCUCUGGAAUCUUACAUACACCAUAGCACUGAGCUCACUCCAAGACUCACUGAAGUUACUGAGCGUUUAAGGCUGCCAGUAGCACAAAGUGAACCAACCAAAGAUUUAACCACAUUCUUGAAUUUGAGGCAAACCUCACAACAAGUCUCGGAACAACUCCUGCCUGAUUUUUACUGCGAGCAUAUCACGUUGGCCAUGAAUCGUGAAAGGCGUAAAAAGGCCCUUGUUGAGCUGCUGAAUAUCAUAAGAAAGGAUAUUGAAUGUGAACGGAAACAGAAGAACGGUGUAGAAAACAUGUCUAAGGCUAUCAAACAAAAUCCAACAUUCGGAGCUAAAGAUUCUCAGAAUACAUUUAGCGAAAAGCUGUAUCAUUUCAAAUCUAUGUUAAUUUACUUCGAGGCGACUAGGUAUAAGGUUCAGAAUGCAUUGGCUGAGCUAGAUAGUAAUCCCAGAACUGGACAUCCGUUGGCUUCUCAUAUUACUAUUACCAGAGAUAAAUCAGGAUUGCAACAGAGUGUGUUGAAAGUGCCACAAUGGUUGCGAGAAGAGCUGAUAGAUUGUAAUAGGAGCCCAGUCAGUGAGAAGUCUCUGAAUUCUGCGAAAUCAGAUUUGCAGAUACAUGAGAUUGAAGAUCGCGCCGACUGGUCUGACAGAGGAGCCGCGGAUGGAAACUCUAAUCAACACGAUUCUGAUUUCGAUGAGUUCUCUUCCCAAUGUAGCAGUUCGGGAGAUGCCAAAUAUGCUUCAGAAGAUGGCAUAGUUCAACCAGUAGCUCAGUGUAAGGCACUCUAUCAUUAUACUCCAAAUUUCACUGACGAACUAGAAUUAAAUCCCGGGGAUAUGCUAUCCGUGUACAGAAAACAGGAGGAUGGCUGGUGGUUGGGAGAGUGUAACGGGAAUGUUGGAAUAUUUCCCGCUACAUACGUGGAAGUUGUACCGACGUAGAAUGAGGACUAUUGGACUGACAUAUAUUUAGAUCUUAAUAUAUUAUGAAAAUAAAACAUGAAAAUAUUAUUUUUCCGUAUUAAUAAAUUGUUUAGUAACGAC